AUGCGUGUGAACGCUGUCCUUGCUACAGCUCUUUACUCUUCGGCUGCUCUACUCGGCCAGGUCCGAGCGGACGACACCGAUGACGCUGUCGAGUCUUCAUCAACCUCAAUAGAGGAGACGAGCACUACCUCAGCCAUCGAGAAGCCGACCUUCACUCCUUCCAAAAUCAAAGCAGACUUUUUCGAACAAUUCACAGACGAUUGGGACUCACGGUGGAAACCCUCCCACGCAAAGAAAGAAGAUUCUAAGACCACCGAAGAAUGGGCAUACGUCGGCGAGUGGGCGGUUGAGGAGCCCCAUGUCUUCAAGGCCAUUGAGCAAGAUAAGGGUUUGGUUGUAAAAAAUCCAGCAGCCCAUCAUGCCAUAUCCGCCAAGUUUCCCAAAAAGAUCGACAACAAGAAGAAUACCCUUGUUGUUCAGUAUGAGGUCAAGUUACAAAACGGUCUUGAAUGUGGUGGUGCAUAUAUGAAGCUUCUCCAGGACAACAAGGCUCUACACGCGGAGGAAUUCUCCAACGCCUCUCCUUAUGUCAUCAUGUUUGGCCCCGAUAAGUGCGGUGCCACGAACAAGGUCCACUUCAUCUUCAAGCACAAGAACCCAAAGACUGGAGAAUACGAGGAGAAGCAUCUCAAGAGCGCCCCAUCAGCGAAGAUCACUAAGGGUACUACCAAUCUCUACACGCUCAUCGUCUACGAAGACAAUGAAUUCGAAAUCAAGAUCAACGGCGAAUCAAGCAAGAAGGGCAACCUUCUCGAAGAUUUCACGCCAUCCGUGAACCCGGACAAAGAAAUCGAUGACCCCAAGGACACCAAGCCCGAGGAUUGGGUCGACGAGGCCAGAAUCGCCGACCCAGAAGCUACCAAGCCUGAAGAUUGGGAUGAGGACGCUCCAUUUGAGAUCAUCGACGAGGAAGCUACUAAGCCUGACGACUGGCUCGAGGAUGAGCCUACCAUGAUCUCAGACCCAGAGGCUGAGAAGCCAGAAGAUUGGGAUGAUGAGGAAGAUGGUGACUGGAUCCCACCCACGGUACCAAACCCCAAAUGUGAGGAAGUCUCUGGCUGCGGUAAAUGGGAGCCACCAACCAAGAAAAACCCUGCUUACAAAGGCAAAUGGACUCCUGAGUACAUUGAUAACCCAGCAUACAAGGGUGUUUGGGCACCAGCGAAGAUCCCUAACCCUGAUUACUUUGAGGACAAGACGCCCUCCAAGUUCGAGCCCAUGGGCGCUAUCGGGUUUGAAAUCUGGACAAUGCAGAGCGACAUCCUCUUCGAUAACAUCUACAUUGGCCACUCCGUCGGGGACGCAGAGAAACUCAAAGCCGAAACCUACGACGUCAAGCACGCCAUCGAAGUAGCAGAAGAGGAAGCCAGCAAGCCACCACCAGCAAAGGAAUCGCCCAAGUCUCCGAUGGAUCUCAAAUUCAUGGACGACCCAGUCCACUACGUCCGCGAGAAGGUUGACCUUUUCUGGGCCAUAGCUAAGAACGACCCCGUCGAAGCCGUGAAGGCUCUUCCUGAAGUCGCUGGCGGAAUCGGUGCUUUGGCUGUGACAGUCAUCGCAUUGAUUGUUGGUAUCGUUGGCCUCUCAGCCGCUCCCCCACCCCAGGUGCAGAAAGCAGCGGAGAAAGUAAAGCAAACCGCCAUGGACACCAAGGAUCAAGUAGUUGACGCAGCUAGCACUGCCACUGAGAAAUCUCAAGCGGAGCUCAACAAGAGAACUACGCGAUCAUCAGGACCUGCGGAGUGA
Letharia columbiana is the source of this 1746-nucleotide messenger RNA. RefSeq lists its product as uncharacterized. The coding region runs from base 1 to 1746 and encodes 581 amino acids. Gene Ontology annotation, biological process: protein folding. The record is from RefSeq and is a predicted model, not a curated record. The transcript has 5 exons. Lineage: Eukaryota; Fungi; Ascomycota; Lecanoromycetes; Lecanorales; Parmeliaceae. Gene Ontology annotation, molecular function: calcium ion binding. Gene Ontology annotation, cellular component: endoplasmic reticulum membrane; endoplasmic reticulum.